AUGUCUGUCCAGAACCCAGUCAUUACCAUUUCCUCUUCAAAUGGCUCUUCGCAAGCUGUUCCAGGCGCAUUGACUCACCGUCUUGCAACACAAUCUGCUGCCGAUGCACUUGGAGAUCUUGAGAACCCGGGAGCCUCAGCGGUCUCAAGCGGCAUCAGUUACCUGGACAACUCUUUGACUGGCAACAACCCAGCUGCAAGUCCAGGUUUCGAACGUGGCAAAGUUGCCGAAAUAUGGGGACCUGCAGGCGCUGGCAAGACUGCGAUUGCAUUUCAAGCUGCUGUAGAGGCUCUCAAGUUGGGCGAUACUGUGACUUGGCUUGACUGCUCUUCGUUACUGAGUGCCGCUAGACUCAGAGUGCUCGAGCACAUUGAGCUACCAGAAGGUAAAUCUGCAGACGCACUGCUUCAAGACCACUUUCGUUACCUCGCAAUUUCGACUUUCUCUCAUCUCCUUGCUCUUGUGCUGCACCCUCCAGCAUUAUUUCCUCCAACGGGCACCACGUUGAUGGUAGUGGAUGGACUGGAAGCUCUUUUGAAUCCCGACUAUCCAAGAAUGCCAUACGGAAACGGUGGUCGGACUGAGCAACAGAAAUGGCAGGCAGGCCGUAGAUAUGCCAUUCUGGGUACACUGGUCACCGCGUUGAGCAGGCUGGCUGUGCUACACAGCAUGGCAGUCAUCGUCACGACUGGAUGCGGUUCGAAAAUGCGAGCUGAUGAUGGUAUGCCAGCGGCCAUUGGUCCAGGUCUUGGGGGCUCAGAAUGGGAGAAUGGAGUCUGGUCACGGGUCGUUGUAUUCCGCGACUUCGCUGGCAGAUUCGCCGGUGUGCAAAAGUGUCAAGGCCGGAACCUGAUGCCUCUCGACCCUACCUCUGACGUUAGGAACGCCAUUGGAUUCGAGAUCGAUGAGAAUGGGCUACUACGACCGAAGCAUACGACUGUAGACUUGACAAGCAGCUCGCCUCUGCCAGUAGUAGCACGACCGCCAGCAAAGAGUUCCAGUCCCGCUAAGCCAGCUCGCAAGCGUUUCUACGAAGAGAUUGCCGACUCUGACGAAGAUGCGGAUGAGUAUGGAUGGGGCGAGGCUGACGAAAAUGCUGUGACUACCGAAGGAUUGAUUGACGAGGCGCAAACCCAGAAGGAAACACAAGCAAACGAUCAAUCAAAUGGAGAUGCUACCUGA
Cercospora beticola is the source of this 1182-nucleotide messenger RNA. It is a transcript of the gene RAD55, whose product is annotated as putative DNA-dependent ATPase RAD55. Gene Ontology annotation, cellular component: Rad51C-XRCC3 complex; replication fork; Rad51B-Rad51C-Rad51D-XRCC2 complex. Gene Ontology annotation, biological process: reciprocal meiotic recombination; meiotic DNA recombinase assembly. Gene Ontology annotation, molecular function: four-way junction DNA binding; crossover junction DNA endonuclease activity. Lineage: Eukaryota; Fungi; Ascomycota; Dothideomycetes; Mycosphaerellales; Mycosphaerellaceae. The record is from RefSeq and is a predicted model, not a curated record.